Molecule: messenger RNA, 2820 nt
Organism: Austrofundulus limnaeus
Lineage: Eukaryota; Metazoa; Chordata; Actinopteri; Cyprinodontiformes; Rivulidae
Product: beta-1,4-galactosyltransferase 1
Exons: 2
Coding region: 190-1272 (360 amino acids)
Biological process (GO): carbohydrate metabolic process; protein N-linked glycosylation
Cellular component (GO): Golgi apparatus
Molecular function (GO): beta-N-acetylglucosaminylglycopeptide beta-1,4-galactosyltransferase activity; cytoskeletal protein binding
Source: RefSeq, a predicted model, not a curated record
GAAGGGAAGGCAAAGCUGAUUUGACAAGUUGAACAAGGAAGUUGCUCCAAGCAGAAAACCGGUCUGGUUGCUCGUGGUUUUUAAAACACGUUUGACUUGCAAAGGGACGAGAAGUGGGGAAGAGCAGUCCUGUUUUCAGCGCUGAGCUCCUGGGGCGGUAAAAGAAAAAAAAAAAAGUAAAGAGGAAAAAUGAGAAAACUUUUAGCCCUGCUUUUACUUCUUGUCUUCCUCAGUCUGGCAGUUGUUUCUUUGUUUCUGUACGGGAAGGGCUCUCAGAGCUUUGCYGCCUCCCCACAUUCUGUGGAACAUCUGAAGAUCAGCUUCUGGGAGGCUGAGGAGGUCAGACCGAGCCAAAGRACCAGCGCGACGAAAUUCACCUGGAAGAAAACGGCCUCUUUAAAGGCCAGCGUGACCUCGAAGAAAGAGGUGAYGUCAGAGGCUUUGAAGAAGACUGAGGGGUGUCCAGAGACGCCCCCCGAUCUUGUAGGCCCCCUCCUCGUGGAGUUCAGCAAGCGGACUCUGGAGGAGGUCAGACAGAAGAUCGGUCCUCCUCUUCAGCAGGGAGGACGAUACAAGCCUGCAGAUUGUAUCUCACAACACAAGGUGGCAGUCAUCAUCCCGUUUCGAAAUCGUCAUGAGCACCUGAUACACUGGCUUUUCUACCUGCAUCCCAUCCUGAUCCGACAGCAGUUGGAUUAUGGCGUAUACGUCAUCAACCAGGAUGGGGACGGGGUGUUCAACCGGGCCAAGCUGAUGAACGUCGGCUACAUGGAAGCCCAGAAGGACUAUGACUACGAGUGCUUCGUUUUCUCUGACAUAGACCUGGUACCCCUCGACGACCGCAACCUCUACAGAUGCUUCAACCAACCGAGACACUUGGCCGUGGGCAUGGACAAAUUUAACUUCCACCUACCCUACACGACCUUCUUCGGCGGGGUCUCGUCGCUGUCCAAAGAGCAGUUUGUGAAGAUCAACGGCUUCCCGAACUCCUACUGGGGCUGGGGCGGCGAGGACGACGACAUUUACCGGCGGAUCGUCUACGCCGGGAUGCAGGUGUCUCGACCGGAUUUGAAAACUGGAAAAUACAAGAUGAUCAAGCACCAAAGAGACCUGCACAACGAGCCGAAUCCAAAGAAUCCCGACAAGCUCGGCCACACUAAGCGGACUAUGAAAGAAGACGGGAUUAAUUCCCUUAAAUACACAGUAAAGGAAAUUGUCAAAGAUAAAUUGUACACUUUUAUCACUGUGGAUAUUCAGGCUCCAGCAAGCUGAAUGGGCGGUGGACAAAGUGAACCUGAAACUGGGGCUGAUUGAGAUUUCACUGGAAUUUUUAGGCUCAUAGUCUAAAAAAAACAAAGUUAGUGUUACUUAAAACUGUUCUGUUGUGUUUUUGUUUUAUUUAAAUGCACAUGAAUCUGGUGUGACUGUUUUAUUUAGUUGCCUGGUUUGAUGAGAGUGAAUAUUUAAGCCAUAUCUGUGUGUGUGUGUGUGCCCAGGUGGCCUCAUGCUUUAGACCUUUAUGAGUGUAAUUUUCUCCAGUUCUUCGCAGCCACGGUGUCAGAGUGAAAUGUUCUGCUUUUGUUUUGCAAACGUGUGCACAACUGUUAAAAGUAUAUGAUGCAGUAAAUGGUUACUUAUUUCUUUUAAUCAGAUAAAAACAUUUCAAAACUCUUUUUUUCUGAUAAAUUAGGGAGUUAAAAAUCUGAUUUAUUGAAAACAAAAGUAGCCAGCAUUAGCCCAGCUUUGACUCUGAAGUUUUAUAAUAAGCCUGUCUGUGCUUAUUAUAAAACUUAAACCAACAGAAGGUUGUUUAGUGAUGGUUUGAUAAAAAAAAAAAUACGCUUCAUGUUUUUACUGUGAUCUCUUGUCCUCUGGCUACAUGUACACAAUAUUUAUCACUAAUAGAAUCACUUUCUGGGAUGUUUUUAAAAUAAUUUUCCAGAUAAGUUUAGAACAAAACUUGAAGCACUUAUUCACUUGUUUUUGGUGCCUUUUUGACAGGUAGUUUUACAGAUUUCUCUGCACAAUACAGACUGCUGUUAGCUGCUUUGUGAGCAGCAACAGUAGCACUUAUAUUUAUAUUUAUUAUGUCUAACUGAGAAGAACUUUAAUGUGUCCUCAGGUCCAGUGCUGUGCUUUCCUGUGUUUGAGAAUUCUCUGAAAAAGUAACCUUCACUAAGAACGUAUGUUGAAAUAGUUUAGACAAUCAUUAACAACAUGAGCGUCAUCUUAAGCUGCUUGGAAUUUUCCUUCGUCUUUAUAGUUUUGCAUUAUCAUGAGCUUUUUAUAGCUGGAAUUAAAAAUCUGCUUCUGUUAUCAAGAAAAACCAAAAAGGUUUCAGGUAAAGAGUUGACUUUGAUUUGUGAAAUAUCUCUAAAACAUGAAACUGAAAUCCCUUUUCAAGUCUUGAUGUGCUUUAAAUAAAGAAGUUUAGCUCCAGUUAACCGGAUCCUGCUCAGUUCAAUUCCCUAGAACAAGAGAAGGCGUGAACAUUUGGUCUAUCAUAUCAUAUCAGUCUUUUGUUUCAACUUUGACAUCUUUCGUCAGUCACUGGCUUUCACGCGAAAAACCCUUUUGUUAUGUGGGAAUGUAAAUUUAUUUUUCUGUUUCUGGAAACUGGUUGUGCUGGUUUUACUUUGUUCUGAUAUUUCAUGUUUCUUUACUUCGACGCUAACAGGGCUUUAAACUACAUGCUGCUCCAUUUCUAUGCUGAUGGUGAAAGAAAUAACCAUUUGACCUGAAACUAYUGUCCUUCAGCAAAACAACAAUAUUAAUAAUGAACUUGUCCAGAUGUUUGUAAUAAAGGAUCUUUGUAGAGUA